AUGGCUGAGUGCAAGUGGCAUGACGAUACCGUGCCGGUCAUCUUUGAAGUCCAAGAGGCUGAUAAGAAAGGCUGCGUUGACUCAGAACAGUGUAGUCUGAGGAAGCUCCUUCAAGAAAUGGAAGACGAAGGGUGGACAGACGUGACCGUGAACUCUCAUGAUCUGACACGUCCAUCAGCUGAGGGUCCUGAUGUGUACCGCAUCAAACCUAAGCCUCUCCAGAUGCAUUACUUUUGGUCCCAGCCAUCUGCCACGUUCGGCCUGAAGUACACGUCCAUUGCCUCCAUAUUCCAGGAAAAUGCUCUCAAUGCAGCGAGACCUUUGUCCCGCAUUUGGCGUGUAGGAUUCUUGAAGGAAGCCAAGGAGAUUACCCCUCGAAAGCCUUUGUACUUCUUCAAAGAAAGUGUGAGCCUUCUCGAGAACGAGGUCAUCCGUCUGGUUUGA
This is a messenger RNA of Durusdinium trenchii, 444 nucleotides long. NCBI's taxonomy places the organism in Eukaryota, Dinophyceae, Suessiales, Symbiodiniaceae. The record is from the annotation of a GenBank genome assembly.